CUAUUUAUCAUCGAAGUCCAAACAUAAAUCAUAAAUGUCCUUCCGAUCAAAUAAAUUUCCGAACGAAACAGAACACAACAAAGGCCUGAAGGCUAAAACCAAGUACACCAGCCACGAAGAAUUCUCCAAAACCUCUUAAUACCUCUUAAUAAUAUUCCUUUGUCUUUCCUUUCCAAGUCUCAGAGAUCAGAAGGGAUCUCAUUCUGCCAAAGCUAGAUACUAUUGCUUUCUCUCUUUUUAAUUUUUGGUGGUAAAUUCCUCGUUUAUUUGAUACGGUUCUUUUACCUUUCACCAUUUAAAAGGCGAUCACGAAGUGGGUGAUAUCAAAUUCCACAGGGAAGUGGUUUUCUCGUGAUUCUCAGCUUCGAAACGGUUUCCUUCUCCGGAUCUUGCUCCGGUUAUUAGGGUUGUUUUUCUGGUAUUAGGUCUCUUCCAUGAGGGUCUCUGUUACUUUCACGGAGGAUUGGCAACUCAAAACUUGUUAGAUAAUGCAGAUCAGCUCCCGAUUUCCACAUUUCAGCUUAUUUUUUGGUGAACAUAUAUUCAGAAGAUUGUAAAUAAAAUGGGAAUCCUUUCUCGCAGUCCUGUUAGCAGAAAACCACAUGAGACCAUGAGGCUUAUUGUUACUACUUUUGUUGGAGUAGUUUUUGGGUUCUUCAUAGGAGUAUCCUUUCCAUCGUUGUCAUUAACUAAGCUGAACCUAUCAUCCAACCUUCUUCCUACAAUCGAUCUCUCAUACAUUAAGGGUAAAGAGUCAGGCCUUCGAAAUGCUUGGUCAUCUAUUAAUGUUAACAACAGAAGCUCAACUCAAGCUCAAAAUUUGAAUGAUACAUCGAAGAUUUGGGUUCCUUCAAAUCCUAGAGGUGCAGAAAGACUACCUCCAGGAGUUAUUGAAGCUGAGUCAGACCUCUACCUGCGAAGAUUGUGGGGUAAGCCCAGUGAGGACUUGACUAGAAAACCACAGUACCUUGUGACCUUCACUGUAGGUUAUAAUCAGAGAAGCAAUAUUGACGCAGCUGUGAAAAAGUUUUCAGAGAACUUUACAAUCCUUCUAUUUCAUUACGAUGGCCGAACAACUGAAUGGGACGAGUUUGAGUGGUCGAAGCAAGCUAUUCAUGUGAGCGUUCAUAAGCAGACUAAAUGGUGGUAUGCCAAACGAUUUCUGCAUCCAGACAUAGUGGCUCCGUAUGACUACAUAUUUAUGUGGGAUGAAGACCUGGGAGUUGAACAUUUUAAUGCAGAAGAAUACAUAAAACUAGUGAGGAAGCAUGGCUUGGAGAUUUCGCAGCCUGGUUUGGAACCUAACAGAGGAUUGACAUGGCAGAUGACAAAGAGAAGAGGUGACCGUGAAGUUCACAAAGAAACAGAGGAGAAACCGGGCUGGUGCAGUGACCCACAUCUUCCUCCCUGUGCAGCGUUUGUUGAAAUCAUGGCUCCAGUGUUUUCAAGAGAUGCAUGGCGCUGCGUGUGGCAUAUGAUUCAGAAUGACUUGGUCCAUGGGUGGGGUCUUGACUUUGCCCUGAGAAAAUGUGUAUACCCUGCACAUGAGAAGAUUGGAGUUGUAGAUUCGCAGUGGAUUGUUCAUCAAGGUGUUCCCUCACUUGGGAAUCAGGGAGAAUCGCAAAAUGGAAAGGCACCAUGGCAAGGGGUAAGGGACAGGUGUAGAAAGGAGUGGACAAUAUUCCAAGGUAGGAUGGCAAAUGCAGAACAUGCAUAUUUUAAAGCAAUGGGAAUUGAUCCUUCCAAUUCGACAACUCGUUAGGGAACAGCAAUAAGAGGGAUGACUGUUGCACCCGCAGCACCACCAUUUUCUGAGAGUUUUACAUAUAUUUAUUAGAUUCCUUUUCGUAACAUGUAACACUAUUUAUUAACAAUGAGAAUCUUCAAAUCUUUAGUUAAAUACAACGUGAAAGCCAUAUAGAAUUUCAGUGC
Corylus avellana is the source of this 1932-nucleotide messenger RNA. Its product is annotated as lysine ketoglutarate reductase trans-splicing protein (DUF707). NCBI's taxonomy places the organism in Eukaryota, Viridiplantae, Streptophyta, Magnoliopsida, Fagales, Betulaceae. The record is from RefSeq and is a predicted model, not a curated record.